AUGGAUGAGGCAGAGCAGGACCAGCAUGAGGCCCGACUCAAGGAGCUGUUUGACAGUUUUGACACGACGGGCACCGGGUCCCUGGGACAGGAGGAACUCACCGACCUCUGCCACAUGUUGAGCUUGGAGGAGGUGGCCCCAGUGCUGCAGGAGACGCUGCUUCAGGACAACCUCCUGGGCCGGGUGCAUUUUGACCAGUUUAAAGAAGCAUUAAUACUUAUCUUGUCUAGAACUCUAUCAAAUGAAGAGCACUUUCAAGAACCAGCAUCUGUGGGUGUCAGCUGCCAACAAGCAGCUCGGGUGUCUGGGCCGCUCCUGAAUGCUCACAAGCUGACACACACUCUUCUGAUAAAAGACUGCACUCUCGAAGCUCAGCCCAAGUAUGUUAGAGGUGGGAAGCGUUAUGGACGCAGAUCUUUACCUGAAUUUCAAGGAUCCGUGGAGGAAUUUGCAGAGGUGACCGUCAUUGAGCCACUUGAUGAAGAAGCACAGCCUUCACACAUCCCAGCCAGUGAGCGCAGCGAGCACUGGAAGACGCAGCGCAGUGAGGAGUAUGAAGCAGAAGGCCAGUUAAGAUUUUGGAACCCAGAUGAUUUGAAAGCCUCACAGAGUGGGUCUUUGGCUCCCCAAGACUGGAUAGAAGAGAAACUGCAGGAGGUUUGUGAAGAUUUGGGGAUCACUCGUGAUGGUCACCUAAACCGAAAGAAGCUGGUCUCCAUCUGCGAGCAGUAUGGUUUGCAGAAUGUCGAUGGAGAGAUGCUUGAAGAAGUCUUCCAUAAUCUUGAUCCUGAUGGUAUGAUGAGUGUAGAAGAUUUUUUCUAUGGCUUGUUCAAAAAUGGAAAACCUCUUACACCAUCAGCAUCUACCCCAUAUAGACAAUUGAAAAGGCACAUCUCCAUGCAGUCUUUUGAUGAGAGUGGACGACGGACCACAGCCCCAUCUGCAAUGAUGAGUACCAUUGGUUUUCGGGUCUUCUCCUGCCUGGAUGAUGGGAUGGGCUAUGCAUCAGUGGAGAGAAUACUUGACACCUGGCAGGAAGAAGGCAUUGAGAACAGCCAGGAGAUCCUGAAGGCCUUGGAUUUUAGCCUUGAUGGAAAUGUCAACUUGACAGAGUUGACACUGGCUCUUGAAAACGAACUUUUGGUCACCAAGAACAGCAUUCACCAGGCAGCUCUGGCCAGUUUUAAGGCUGAGAUUCGGCAUUUGCUGGAGCGAGUUGAUCAGAUGCUCAGAGAAAAGGAGAAGCUCCGGUCUGAUCUGGACAAAGCCGAAAAGCUGAAGUCUCUGAUGGCCUCAGAGGUGGACGACCACCACGCAGCCAUAGAGCGGCGGAACGAGCACAACCUCAGGAAACUGGAUGAAGAGUACAGGGAGCGAAUAGCAGCCUUAAAGAAUGAGUUCCGAAAGGAGAGAGAGCAGAUCCUGCAGCAGGUGGGCAAGCAGCGUAUGGAACUUGAGCAAGAAAUCGAAAAGGCAAAAACAGAAGAGAAUUACAUCCGGGACCGCCUCGCACUCUCUUUAAAGGAAAACAGUCGUCUAGAAAAUGAGCUUCUGGAGAAUACAGAGAAGUUGGCAGAAUAUGAGAGUCUGACAAACAAACUUCAGCGAAAUUUGGAAAAUGUUUUGGCAGAAAAGUUUGGUGACCUUGAUCCCAACAGUGCUGAAUUCUUCAUGCAAGAAGAAAGGCUGACGCAGAUGAGAAAUGAAUAUGAGCAGCAGUGCCGGCUAUUACAAGACCAAGUAGACGAACUCCAGUCUGAACUGCAAGAAUAUCGUACACAAGGCAAAGUGUUCAGGCUUCCCUUGAAGAACUCACUGUCAGAAGAACUUGAUAUUAACAGUGGUUGCAUCGAGCCUGACCAGGGGCUUGGUUCUGAAGAAUGCAAUCCACUGAAUAUGAGCAUCGAGGCAGAGCUGGUCAUCGAACAGAUGAAAGAACAACAUCACAGGGACUUGUGUCACCUAAGACUGGAGCUUGAAGAUAAAGUGAACUAUUAUGAAAAGCAGCUAGAUGAAACCAAAGUUGCCUUUGAAAAGGAGCAGGAAAACAUGAAGCUCAAGUGUGAGAAUGAAGUACACAUCUUAGAAGAACAAAUAAGUGACCUUAAAAAUAAGAUUGCAGAACUUCAGGGCCAGACAGAGCUACUCAAGCAGGCACAACACAUGGCUAUCUGCAGACAUGAGGAGGAAAAAAAACAGCUGCAAAUGAAGUGGGAUGAGGAAAAGGCUCACGUGCAGGAGGAGCUGCGGCUGGAACAUGAGAUGGCACUCAGGGCUAGGCUGGAGCAGGUGGAGGAAGGCUUUAACAGAGAGAGGGAAAAACUCAUUCAAAAUGGCGCCUGGACAGAGGAGAAGGUGAGGGGCUUGACUCAGAAACUAGAACAAGUUCACCAGGAGCAGCUGAAAAGCCUGGUGGAGAAACACAUUCUUGAGAAAGAGGAAUUGCAAAAAGAGCUCUUGGAAAAACACCAAAGGGAACUACAUGAGGGAAGGGAAAAAAUGGAAACUGAGUGUAAUAGAAGAACCUCUCAGAUAGAAGCCCAGUUUCAGGCCGACUGUCAGAAAGUCACUGAGAGAUAUGAACACGCCCUGCGGAGUUUGGAGGCGCACUACCGCCAACAGCUGAAGGAGCUCCUGGACCAACAAUGUGAGGAGAGGUCCCAGUGGGAGUUUGAGAAGGACGAGCUCACCCAGGAAUGUGCGGAAGUCCAGGAGCAGCUUAAAGAGACUCUCCAGAGGGAGAAAACAACCUCUUUGGUCCUCACCCAGGAGAGAGAGAUGCUGGAGAAAACAUACAAGGAGCAUUUGAAUAGUAUGGUUGUAGAGAGAGAGCAGCUACUACGGGACCUGGAAGAUCUGAGAAACGUGUCUGAAAGUCAGCAAAGUCUCCUGUCCAACCAGAUACUUGAGCUGAAGGGCAGUCAUGAAAGAGAGCUGAAGGACCAUGAGCAGGUCCUGUGCCAGGCAGGCACCUCAGAGCAGCUGGUCAGCCAGAGGCUUGAACAGCUGCAAAGGGAACAUGACCAGGAGAGGCAGGAAAUGAUGUCCAAGCUUCUGGUCAUGGAGAGUGUCCACAGAGCAACCUGUGAGAAAGCAGAUCGAGAGAGGGCUGAGAUGAGCACAGAAAUCUCCAGGCUCCAGAAUAAAAUCAAGGAGAUGGAGCAGGUAGUGUCUCCUCCCUCCAGGCUUCAGAAUAGCUGUCAGGUGAUAGGAGGGGAGGAGGCAGAAGAAAAUGGCACCAUGUCCCUGCUUCAGCAAGGAGAACAGCUGUUGGAAGAGAAUGGAGAUGUUCUCUUAAGCCUGCAAAGAGCCCAUGAACGAGCAGUGAAGGAAAAUGUGAAAAUGGCAACUGAAAUUUCUAGGUUGCAGCAGAGGCUGCACAAAUUAGAACCAGAGUCAAUAAUGUCUCCUUGUUUAGAUGAACCAGCUUCUGGGCUCUUUGGAAAUUCAGUGGAACAAACAGAGCCAUUUUUACAGUCAAACCGAAUCAAACAAGCAGAAGGUGGAACCACGCAGCAUGUUCUCAGUGACCUACAAGGCGAUGAGGUCCGUGACCUCGAAAGUACAGGGACGAGCUCUGGUCAGAGACAGGUCAGAGUGGAGGAGUCUGAAGCAUCAAUAGAGAGUUUUUCCGAGCUUGAAAAUAGUGAGGAGACCAGAACUGAAACCUGGGACCUGAAGAAUCAGGUCAGCCAGCUUCGGGAACAGUUAAUGAUCUUACGUGCAGACUGUGAUCGAGCGUCUGAAAAGAAACAGGACCUACUGUUUGAUGUUUCUGUGCUAAAAAAGAAACUGAAGAUGCUUGAAAGAAUUCCUGAGGCUUCCCCCAAGUAUAAACUGUUAUACGAAGAUGCCAGUAGAGAAAAUGAAUAUCUUCAGGAAGAGUUGAGGAUGAUGGAGAAGCGCUACGAGGAAGCACUAGAAAGUAACAAAGAGCUCACUUCAGAAAUGUUCAGAUUACAGGAUGAGCUAAAGAAGGUUGAAGAAAUGACUGACACAUUCCUUAGCCUGGAAAAGAGUUACAAUGAGAUCAAAAGAGAAAAUGAGGAACUGCAUGUUCUGGUUUUGAGACUUCAAGGCAAGAUGGAGAAGCUACGAGAAAGAGCAGCAGUGCAGUGUGACUGCUUCUCCUUAUGGGAAGCCCGUUUAGAUAACCUGGAAGUCGGACCUGAUGCGAAGGUCUUUGAACUAAACCAAACACUGGAUGAGCGUGUACCAAAUGUUAUGAGUGUGCACCAUAUUAUAGAAGAACAUUUGUAUCAAGAAAACCAGUACCUAGAACAGGAGAAUACACAGCUCUUAGAGAAAGUAAAAGCACAUGAAAUUGCCUGGCUACAUGGAACACUCCAGACACAUCGAGACAAGCCUGGAGCACAGAACCGAGUUAUACUGGAGGAAAACACUGCUCUCCUCGGCCUUCAAGACAAGCAUUUUCAGCACCAGGCCACCAUCGCAGAGUUAGAACGGGAGAAAAAAAAGCUGCAGGAGCUGACUAGAAAGUUGAGGGAAAGAGUCACUGCUUUAGUCAAGCAAAAAGAUGUACCUUCUCAAGGAGAAAAGGAGGAAGAGCUGAAGGCAAUGAUGCAUGACCUGCAAAUCACAUGCAGUGAGAUGCAGCAGAAAGUUGAGCUUCUGAGAUAUGAAUCUGAGAAGCUUCAAGAGGAAAAUUCUAUUUUGAGAAGUGAAAUUACUACUUUAAAUGAAGAAGACAGCAUUUCUAACCUGAAAUUAGGGAAAUUAAGUGGAUCUGAGGAAGAAAUGUGGCAAAAAAUAGAAACUGUAAAACAGGAAAAAGCUGCAGUUCAGAAGAUGGUUGAAAAUUUAAAGAAACAGAUUUCAGAAUUAAAAACCAAAAACCAGCAGUUGGAUUUGGAAAAUAUGGAGCUUAGCCAAAAGAACUCUCAGAAUCAGAAAGAGCUGCAAGAACUUAAUCAACGUCUGGCAGAAAUGCUAAGCCAGAAGGACAAAGAGCCAGGACACAGUACAUGUGAGGAAUGGGAACAAGAAAAGUCUAAUCUCAAAGAAGAACUGGAACACUGUAAAUUGCAGUCUUCCACUUUAGUGUCUUCUUUGGAGGCAGAACUUUCUGAAGUUAAAAUACAGACUCACAUCGUGGAACAGGAAAACCUCCUUCUCAAAGAUGAACUGGAGAAAGUGAAACAACUCUGCAGAUGUCCUGAUCUCUCUGAUUUCCAGCAAAAAAUUUCUAAUAUUCUAAGCCACAAUGAAAAACUGCUGAAAGAAAAGGAAGCUCUAAGUGAAGAAUUAAAUAUCUGUGUUGAUAAGUUGGCAAAAUCAAGUCUUUUAGAGCACAGAAUUGCUACUAUGAAGCAAGAACAGAAGUCUUGGGAACACCAGAGUGAAAGCUUAAAGUCACAACUAGUGGCUUCACAGGAAAAGGUUCAGAAUUUAGAAGACACUCUUCAGAAUGUAAACCUACAAAUGUCCCGAAUUAAAUCUGAUCUACGAGUGACUCAGCAGGAAAAGGAGGCUUUAAAGCAAGAAGUGAUGUCUCUACACAAGCAACUUCAGAAUGCCAGUGACAAGAACCGGGCCCCAGAAAUAGGCACCCAUCCAUCAGGAUUCCAUAACCAGCAGCAAAGGCUGUCCUGGGACAAGCUGGAUCACCUGAUAAAUGAGGAACAACAGCUACUUUGGCAAGAGAAUGAGAGAGUCCAAACCAUGGUACAGAAUACCAAACCAGAACUCAUACACUCCCGGGAGAAGGUCCAUCAGCUGGAAUCCAACCUUCCUUCUCCUAAGCACCAAAAACAUCUAAAUUCAUCAGGUACUGUGAAGCCCACAGAGCAGGAGAAGUUGAGCUUAAAGAGAGAAUGUGAACAGUUUCAAAAGGAGCGACCUCCUACUAACAGGAAGGCACACCUUGGAGAUAUUCUGGGUUCGGUUCCAGACAACCACAGUAAAGUUAGUCAGAUGAAAUCCCUUGAGCGAGAAUUAGAAACAAUUCAUUUGGAAAAUGAAGGCCUGAAAAAGAAACAAGUAAAACUGGAUGAACAGCUAAUGGAGAUGCAGCACCUGAGGUCCACUGUGAUGCUUAGCCCAUCCCCUCAUGCUUGGGAACUGCAACUGCUCCAGCAGCAAGCCUGUCCAGUGGUUCCCAGGGAGCAGUUUCUGCAGCUUCAGCAUCAGCUGCUGCAGGCAGAAAGGAUAAACCAGUGCCUGCAGGAGGAACUUGAAAAUAGGACUUCUGAAACCAACACACCACAGGGAAACCAGGAAUACCUGGUAACUGUCAUGGAGGAACGAAUGUUGGAAGUUGAACAGAAAUUGAAACUGGUGAAAAGGCUUCUUCAGGAGAAAGUGAAUCAGCUCAAAGAACAACUCUGCAAGAAUACUAAAGCAGAUGCAAUAGUGAAAGAUCUGUAUGUGGAAAAUGCCCAGUUGUUGAAAGCUCUGGAAAUGACUGAACAGCGACAAAAAACAGCAGAGAAGAAAAAUUACCUCCUAGAGGAGAAGAUUGCCAGCCUCAGUAAUAUAGUCAGGAAUCUGACACCAGCACCACUGACUUCUACACCUCCCUUGAGGUCAUAG
Messenger RNA from Budorcas taxicolor (takin), 6552 nucleotides. RefSeq names its product ninein (gene NIN). The transcript is spliced from 31 exons. Lineage: Eukaryota; Metazoa; Chordata; Mammalia; Artiodactyla; Bovidae. Gene Ontology annotation, molecular function: calcium ion binding. Bases 1 to 6552 code for a protein of 2183 amino acids. The record is from RefSeq and is a predicted model, not a curated record. Gene Ontology annotation, cellular component: mitotic spindle pole; centrosome; centriole. Gene Ontology annotation, biological process: centrosome localization; centrosome-templated microtubule nucleation; microtubule anchoring at centrosome.